CCGACCUCUGUGGUCAAUUCGGCAAAUUGCACCGUGAUGCUAGGAGUGAUAGGAGGGGACCUGCCGCCGAAGUACGCGGCCGAGCUCACCAAGCUCGCCAAGAUCAACGCCAAGGUGCUGCUGGCAUGCUCGAGCCCUGGCAGCAACGACGACUCGCCUGUCAAGUGGACUGCACAAGGCAAGCCGAUCGAUGGAGGAGUUCAACUAUACGUGGGCCAAGACCCGACCAGCCACAACAGCAAGUCGCCACUCAACCUCAUGUGCGGCGUCGUAUAUGUUCAAGCCCCUCUCCAUGAAGUAAUCCAUGCGCUCGGCAACCUAACCACGAACCCGUACUUCCAGCGAUUUGUCGAAGACGCGGUCGUGAUCGGGUCGCGCGCGUUGUACGACAUGGACAAGAACGACCGCCGUGCGACGCGAAUACAAUGGAUGGCGAUCCGAAGUGCUUCGUCCCUGAUGCAGCAUCGCGACUUUGUCGUUGUCCAGCAUCAAGACGACGUGGUUGUGCCGUCGCGGCGGAACACGUCGUCCGUGCGAGGGUGGGUGUCAUGCAUCCAUUCUGUCAAGUUGCCGAUGGUGCCGCCGUUUGCGCACACGUACGUUCGUGGAGGCAUCUACGCGUCGGGGUAUGUGCUCAAGGAAACCCACCAGCGCAACGUCACCGAGGCUGCGAUGGUGCUGAAAGUCGACUUUAAAGGAUUUGUGCCGCGACUCCUUUGCAACGGCACACUCAAGGCAUGGAUCGGGUGCGUCGGCCGCAUGGCCCAGUACUUUCGGUCCCAUCGAAGUCGUCAAGACCUACCUCGCGUGCACGUAUUCGACGACAGCAAAGCGACCGAGACGGCGCGAUGUGCCGUGUGCUACGAUUCGUUUGGCAUGCACUCGGACAAACGAUCGUGUCGGAAAUGCCACCAGGUCGUUUGCAGUGCUUGCACAACAUGGGCACUCGUCGAGCUAGACGUUGUCGGCCGCAUCAACGUCGUCGUGUGCAUUCAUUGCGCUCGCGCGGCCACCGCGACACCUGUCGCGGCGAUUCCACGCCACCGCACAUCCCCGUCCGUGCCGCCUUUGUACUUCAUGCACUCGCCCCCACCACCACGUACUCACGCGCCGCAGUGGGGAAACAACUUGGACGAUGCGUCGUCGCCUCGAUUCACGCAUGCCAUCCCGAUGCGCCUCUCGGCCGCAUCGUGGAUGGACACAUGGACAGACCGGUGUGAGCCGCCGUCGUCAAAUCAAGACGACGGCCGGCCUCGACACAGAUCCGUGCCAUCGGCCUUUGUCUGCAGCGACAGCGCCACGAACGGUGAACCGUGGAAGCAGGAACAGCUCGAUCGAUCGCGCCACUCGCUGUCACCAACCGGUCGACCACAGCAGACGCCACUGGCACCUCUCCGCGAGAACAUGUACUUGGAAGGCCCGCCGAUUCGACUCGCGUCGUCGGGACCAGCGUUCAGCGCCCCAUCAUGUUCGGGCCGACCGUUGUCAACUUGGCUCGAGCCCACCACCACCACGGCCGUGCAGUGGUCGUCGAUCCACUCGGAAGACUCGCCCGACUCGAUCGAGCGGAUGGUGGUCGACGAAUGCGCCGAGUUUGACGGCGGCUCUCCGCGCUGCAGCGAUGCCGCGCACAGUGUCGUCGAGGCGCUGACGACGACCGGCAACGUGCUGGACCUGACUCGCGGCGACGUCGCAUCGUUCCGGCUGUAGCAAGCCCCCGGGCGUGACGAGAACGAUGAGUAUAUAACUUAUCUACACACACCUCGACGACGCACAAA
Molecule: messenger RNA, 1778 nt
Organism: Aphanomyces invadans
Lineage: Eukaryota; Oomycota; Saprolegniomycetes; Saprolegniales; Verrucalvaceae
Exons: 4
Coding region: 37-1710 (557 amino acids)
Molecular function (GO): lipid binding
Source: RefSeq, a predicted model, not a curated record